ACGAAUAUUAAGACAGCAAUUGUUGAUGAAAUCGGAGGUUCAGGAAGCCAAAGUUCCUCUAAACUAACAGAAAAAACUCAAAAGUUCAGAUACGAACCAAAUGAGGACAUGAAUGAGAAAAAUCAAGAGGAUAGAUACAGACCUCAAGAUGAAGAUGAACAAGAAAAAGGUGCUAUAUCUAGUGAUACAUUGCAAAUGAGUGAUACAGACGAUAAUUUUCAAAAAUUGUCAGAAUCAAUGAUUGGGAAAGUGGAAAGAACAGCACUGAUAGUAGACUUUGUCAAUUUGGAGGAAGUUUUCGAAGACCACUGUAAAGAUUGCAAAAAUAUCUUUGACUUAUGUCAUAGUGAUAUAAUGGAUCUUAGACCUGCCUCACGAUUCACAGAAAAAAUCCCUGAAGUAAUCUGGGAAAAAUUCGUGUCAAAUACAUAUCCCAAAUACGAAAUACCUGAAGCAUGGGAAAAAUUAGUACAAGAUAUCUUCAAGCCAAAAGACUCAUUAGCAGAAUGGAUGAAAACCUGGCACAGACUUUAUGCAAUUUCUGAUGAAAAUAAAAGCAAUGGAGACCUGAUUAUCAAAGAUGCAAUAUAUAAUAUUCUUAACCUAUACAUCGAAGCUUUCAAAGCACCAUACAAUAUACUAAAAUCAGACGACCUUGGAGAAAAUCAGUACAAUGCACAAUUUGUAAGUCCAGUACUGAAUAAUGUGCUCAAGGCUGUUCUUAGUAUUGACUGGAGAAUUCUCGAAGUCCCGGUUGAAAGUAGCAAACACCGACGUAAUUCCAAUAUCAACCCAAUUAUUGAUAAAGUUUUGGAAGCAAAACGUGCAGAUGCCAUGAGGGAUGUGUUAAAUCAAAGAAUAACCCUUCGUCUUAGAGAUGGGAUAUCUGAUCAUAAAGACCUAGCAAGCUUUGGUGCCUUUGGCCUGUUGUGUAAUUUUGAGG
Entrophospora candida is the source of this 943-nucleotide messenger RNA. Lineage: Eukaryota; Fungi; Glomeromycota; Glomeromycetes; Entrophosporales; Entrophosporaceae. The record is from the annotation of a GenBank genome assembly.